This is a messenger RNA of Dioszegia hungarica, 1989 nucleotides long. Its product is annotated as eukaryotic translation initiation factor eIF2A-domain-containing protein. The record is from RefSeq and is a predicted model, not a curated record. Gene Ontology annotation, cellular component: cytosolic small ribosomal subunit. The transcript is spliced from 12 exons. The coding region runs from base 1 to 1989 and encodes 662 amino acids. Gene Ontology annotation, molecular function: mRNA binding; protein binding; ribosome binding. NCBI's taxonomy places the organism in Eukaryota, Fungi, Basidiomycota, Tremellomycetes, Tremellales, Bulleribasidiaceae. Gene Ontology annotation, biological process: translational initiation.
AUGUCGACUGAGCCUCAAUAUGCCUUCCGGGCUCAAAAGGCCUCUGGUCUCGCCGACGGAUCAUCAUGGGAGCCAAGCGUACACCUGGCGACCGACGCAGAGAGCAGAUGUUUUGCCUACUCCCCCGACGGACAGUGGUUUGCCCAUGCCUCAUCCACGGGUGUACACCUUCUGCCUUCCUCCGGAUCGUCGUCGUCGUCUACCCGCACACUGGCGCCGACUGCGGUCUUCGCGCUGAAGUUCUCACCGCUGUCAAGUACGCUCUUCACCUUUGAGCGUCCAGGCAAGACGGACGGGACCGAGGUGCACAAGAAUGUCCGAGCGUGGAGCGUGGAGAGCGGAGAGGAAGUAGCGGGAUGGCAUCAGAAGUCGCAGGACGACUGGGAACCAAUCAUCACCGCGACUGAAUCUCACCGGUUCAUACCUACCGGUUCCGACCUUCUCGUCUUCUCGCCGCCUCUCGCUCCCCGUCCUACACUUCGACUCAAAGGCGAUGGCGCACCCAUCCGCGGUGUAUUCCUCUCGAACCCCCGCGCCAUGCCCGAGGGGACGUCCAACGCUAGGCCUAUACCGGCGCAUAGCGAGCCAGCUGUAGCGGUCUGGUUUGGCGAGAAGAAGGGCGCCCCGGGCGGUGUGAGACUGUUCCCACUCAGUCAGCUCGUUGGAGCGGAGGUGAAGGAUGCGGAUAGUACGGAGAACAGGGAGUUCCCGCAGAGUUUGGCGAGGAAGGCGUUCUACAAGGCGGACAAGUUGAAUGUCAAGUGGAACAACGCGGGGACUAUGGCCCUCUUCCUCACGCAUAACGAUGUCGACACGACCGGGAAAUCCUAUUAUGGAGAAACAAAUUUGUAUCUUGUCAGCUUGGACGGGUCAUAUGAUGGUCUCGUGGAUCUUGACAAAGAGGGACCCAUAUACGACUUCACCUGGUCCCCUACAUCUCGCGAAUUUACUGUCUGCUACGGAUACAUGCCCGCCCGCACACAGCUGUUCGACAUCAAGAACAAGCCGGUCCACUCAUUCGGCCACGGUCCCCGGAACUUUAUCCUCUACCAGCCCCAGGGGAAGCUGUUGCUCUCGGCAGGGUUUGGGAAUUUGGCCGGAGGAAUGGAUGUUUGGGAUAUCAGUACAAGGAACAAGGUCGCUGAGUUCACCGCGUCCAAUUCGAGCACAUGCGAAUGGUCCCCUUGUGGCCGGUACAUCCUCACAGCGACCCUCUCUCCUCGUCUGCGCGUCGACAACGGCGUCAAAGUCUGGUGGUGCGGCGGUCAGCUCCUGCACAUACAUCCCGUCGACUCUUUGUACCAGGCAUCAUGGCGGCCUCAGCUGCUCGAUAAGCUGCAGCCGUUCCCUGCUGUCAUUCCUGCUCCGCCGGCAGUCAAUGAGAGCGUGGCGCUGUAUCGACCAAAAGGGGAGGAAAGCAAUGGAGCGGCUGCCAAGCCUAAAGGAGCGUACCGGCCACCAGGUGCCCGUGGAACACUCGCCUCGGACGCAUAUAAGCGAGACGACAACGACCAUACCGCAUCCGCAUCGGCUUCCCAGCCCACCUCGGCGCCCGGAUCCGGUACAUCCACCCCGACCCCCAUGUUCCGCGGCGGAAAGCCCGCUGGACGGUAUACACCCGGUCUGCCUCCGGGGGCUGCGCCGGCCUCUCCGGCCGCUGGCAAGGAGGACAAGAAGAAGCGUGUGCGGACGAAGCGGCCACAGAAGGAAACGGCGGUGGAUGGUGAUGGGGUGGAGGCUGUUGCGGAGAAGGUGGAACAGGUGAAGAUCGAGGAGCAGGCACCUCAAUCUACAGGGGAAGAGGGGGUGCAGAAGAAGAUCAGGGGGCUGAAUAAGAAGCUGAAAGCGAUCGAUGAUUUGCUCAAUCGGCAAAAUAAGGGCGAGACGCUCGAAAAGACUCAGAUGAUGAAGAUUGAGUCGGCGGCUUCUAUUCGGGCGGAGAUUGUGGGUCUGGGGGUGGACGCAAUGGAGCUGGACAUAGUGGGGUAG